AUGCCUCACCGCACCUUCCUUUGCCGCCUAAUAUUCUGCGCCGUCUUCUCAGUCUCUAUCAUUAACGUCUUCAACGGAGCCUCCUCGCCCUCAUUUUUCCUCCGCUACUCCAGGCCAGCGGCGUCCCUUCAGCACGAUGUGGUAUGUCCGCAGUCAGAACUGGCCGACGAUGUGCUGGUGGUGCUGCGGACCGGGGCUACCGAGUCGCGCCAGAAGGUGCCGGUCCACUUCAAAACGACUCUGCGAUGUGUCCCCCACUUUAUUAUCUUAUCGGAUCUGGAUGAGGAAAUCGAAGGUCAUGCUGUGCAUGAUGUUUUGGGAGGUCAUGGAGGUGUCACGGAGAAGAACAGGAACGAGCACGACGACUUCAAGUUGUACCAUCAAUUGCAAAAGCAUGGAAGGCAAAAUGUCGACAGCCAGCGAAUCAUCAUGGCCGAGUCGGGCUCCAGUAAGGGCGACUACUUGAACACUGGCAACGAAGGCUGGAAACUCGACAAGUGGAAGUUUCUCCCCAUGAUUGACCGAUCUUACGAGGAGAUGCCCAACGCGAAGUGGUAUGUCUUCUUCGAAGCCGACACCUUCCUCGGCUGGAACAACCUGCUGGAGUACCUCGCCAACUUCGACGCGAGCAAGCCGUACUACAUCGGCAAGCACCUCUACAUCAACGACAUCGAAUUUGGGUACGGUGGCGCAGGCUUCGUCCUGUCCAACCCAGCCAUGCGCAAAGUCAUCGAGCAGCGCUCCAUGCGCUUCCGCGACUACGAAGACUUCACCGCGACGCACUGGGUCGGCGACUGCGCCCUCGGAAAAGUCCUCGAAGACGCAAAAGUCCCUCUGCACCGCGCGUUCCCUCACUUCCAAGGCGACUCACCUGCGACGCUGGACCCCGCUACCAAUAAAAUCGACCGCAACGCCUGGUGCUUCCCCGUCAUCACGUACCACCACGUCUCACCGUCCGAGAUCUCGGACCUAUGGCACUUCGAGCAGGAAUGGUACAAGAGACACGAUAUCUUACUUCGCCACCGCGAUGUCUUCCGUGAGCUCGUGCGCCGCAGAGUCGGCGCGCAGGUCGCAGGUUGGGAUAACUUGUCGAGUGACAAAGAGUACAACGCGCACGACCACGGCAGCUUGUCCGACCCGCUCGAGAGCAAUGCCUGGAAGAGCUUCAAGCACUGCCACGCCGUGUGCGAGAGCAAGAAAGACUGCAUGCAAUUUUCCUACGAGCCGGGCAGCUGCUCGAUCAACUUUUCUUUUCGUCUGGGUUAUUCCAAGCCAACGGAGCGGGUCACGUCCGGUUGGAUGACGGACCGCGUGGACGACCUCUUCGUUGGUCUCGAAGCCAAGUGCGGAAUAAGGGAUUGGUUCAGCCCGGCUGAGGGGUCGCACAUACAUGACCAGCAGCGGCGCAGAAGAUAA
Messenger RNA from Didymosphaeria variabile, 1416 nucleotides. RefSeq lists its product as uncharacterized. Gene Ontology annotation, cellular component: membrane. Gene Ontology annotation, molecular function: glycosyltransferase activity. The transcript is spliced from 2 exons. NCBI's taxonomy places the organism in Eukaryota, Fungi, Ascomycota, Dothideomycetes, Pleosporales, Didymosphaeriaceae. The record is from RefSeq and is a predicted model, not a curated record. The coding region runs from base 1 to 1416 and encodes 471 amino acids.